CGGCGCAGCCGCCAUUUUGACGACGGGCACUUCCGCCCGCUCUUCCCUCCCACGCCCACUCCUCGCGAAGCCUCGCGAGAUCUCGCCGGGAAAGGGGCGGGGCCGCGGUGCCACGUUGGGCCGGAGCCGGAGGAGCCAUUGGUUGACCCAUCUCGCCUCACCGGGGCGAUGGCGGCAGCUGCCCGGACGCGGGGACUCAGCGUUGCCCUCACCGCCGGCGCCGUGCUGGCCCUCUGCCUGCUGCCGGUCCCCACCGCCUCGCACGAGGACCUGCACCAUGGCCACUCGCACGAGGGCAUGUAUCACGGGCACGGACACUCGCACGAGGGCAUGUACCAUGGGCAGCAUGGCCACUCGCACGAGGACCUCCACCAUGGGCACAGUCACUCACACGAGGGCAUGUACCAUGGGCACCAUGGCCACUCGCACGAGGACCUCCACCACGGCCACUCGCACGAGGGCGUGUACCAUGGGCACCAUGGCCACUCGCACGAGGACCUCCACCACGGCCACUCGCACGAGGGCAUGUACCAUGGGCACCAUGGCCACUCGCGUGAGGACCUCCACCACGGCCACUCGCACGAGGGCAUGUACCACGGGCAUCAUGGCCACUCGCAUGAGGACCCCCACCAUGGUCACAGCCACUCGCACGAGGACGCCCGCCGCCCCUCGCACGAGCGUCUCCCCCCGGAUCCCACCAAACCGCCGCCGCCGCGGACGGACACAGUGACGCUGUGGAUGCACACGAUGGCGGCCACCCUGGUGAUCAGCGCCGCCCCGUACCUCGUCCUCUUCCUCAUCCCGGUGGAGUCCAACGCCCCCCGGCACCAGGCGCUCCUCAAGCUGCUCCUCAGCUUCGCGGCGGGGGGGCUGCUGGGGGACGCCUUCCUCCACCUCAUCCCCCACGCUCUCGCGCCCCACGCUCACGACGGCGGCCAUGCUCACGCCGAGCCGGGCGGCCACGGUCACUCGCACCACGGCCAGGAGCACGCCCGCAUGCUGACGGUGGGGAUGUGGGUGCUGGCCGGCAUCGUGGCCUUCCUGGUGGUGGAGACCUUCGUCCGGCACGCCAAGGGCGGCCACGGCCACGGCCACGGCCACGGGGUCAAGGCCAAGAGCAGCUCCAGCGAAGGCGAGGAGGAGCCGGGGGCGGCGGGGCGGCGGGAGAGGACGGCCACCAAGGGCCACCGCGGCAAGAGCCGGCCGGCGGGGAAGGCGGCGGAGGAGUCGGCCAUGGCGGUGUCGGGGUACCUGAACCUGGCGGCCGACGUGGCGCACAACUUCACCGACGGCCUGGCCAUCGGCGCCUCCUUCCUGGCGGGGCCGGGGCUGGGGACGGUGACGGCGGUGACGGUGCUGCUGCACGAGCUGCCCCACGAGGUGGGCGACUUCGCCAUCCUCGUCCAGUCGGGCUGCAGCAAGCGCAAGGCCAUGCGUCUGCAGCUGGUGACGGCGCUGGGAGCGGUGGCGGGGGCCGCCUGCUCGCUGCUGGCGGAGGGGGCAGGUGAGGCGGCCACGCUGGGGGUCCUGCCCUUCACCGCCGGCGGCUUCAUCUACGUGGGCACCGUCUCCGUCAUCCCGGAGCUGCUGCGGGACGCGGGGCCCCUCCAGUCCUUCCUCCAGGUCCUGGGGCUGCUGGCCGGCGUCGCCAUGAUGGUGGUCAUCGCCCACUACGAGUAGGGGGGCCCUGGAGGGCAGGGGGGGUCCCCACCCCCCCCCCGUGUGCGCCCCAUUAUGGGGGCUUGUCUCUCUGGGGAGGGGGAGAUGUGUUUACCCAGACACCCCCCCCCUCCAGUUCUCUGGACCACGUUGGGGGGGUCCUGUGGCUCCCCGGUUUGUGGGGUGGGGGUGUCACUGUGAUUGGGGGGGCCUCCAGUGGUGGG
Molecule: messenger RNA, 1883 nt
Organism: Phalacrocorax carbo (great cormorant)
Lineage: Eukaryota; Metazoa; Chordata; Aves; Suliformes; Phalacrocoracidae
Source: RefSeq, a predicted model, not a curated record